Molecule: messenger RNA, 1203 nt
Organism: Galleria mellonella (greater wax moth)
Lineage: Eukaryota; Metazoa; Arthropoda; Insecta; Lepidoptera; Pyralidae
Exons: 3
Coding region: 79-909 (276 amino acids)
Source: RefSeq, a predicted model, not a curated record
ACGGCGCCAUCUUGCUCAGUGUAUCGUUCGUGUGAACACAGGCCGACGCGUAUUGUGUUGAAUAUAUAAAUUAAACCAAUGUCUUCUGUAUACGAAGAUUGGUCAGAGGAGAGCUGUAUACAGCUCAUACGAGAAUACAGGGCCAGACCUAUACUUUGGGACACGAAGGAUCCGUUUUUCUUCAAAAAAACUAUGAAGCCUCAAUUAUGGGAAGAAAUCGGCAAAGCAUUGAAUGUGUCUGCUGACGUUUGUAAACAUAAAAUGUCAAUAUUAAUGUCCUCAUUUAGAAGAGAAAAGGCCAAGAUUAUGCGUAGUAUAAAAGAUGAAAAAGAUUUAAAAAAUAUGUACAAAAGCACAUGGUUUGCAUUUAAAGAAAUGGUAUUUCUUAUGGAUAAAGAAACAGAAAGAAAACGACAAUCAACGGGCAUAGAUGAUGACGACGAUGAUGCUCCUAGCCUUAAAAAGACUUUAUUAAAUCACCACCUUCAGCCACCAAUCAGUAAUACGGCACAAAAAAGUCGGCCAUCGCCGGAGAUUCGCAAAGAGAUGUCCAAAAUGAUAAAUAAGUUCCGCGUUUCAAAUGACAUUCCACAAACAAACAAACAAAACUCGCCCCCACCGGCUCAGCCCACAGCAGGCCCUAGUCAAGUAACGUCUGAAAGUGACGAAGAAAUAAAAUCCUUUGCAAAUUUUAUAGCGUUUAAAAUGAAAAAAUACCCGGAGGCUACGAAGAAUGCGGUACAGCAGGAAAUAUGUAAUGUUAUAUUUAGGGCUGAUCAAAAUUACUUUGCAAAAUGCUAUGAACAAUUUAUGGCCGACAGUGAAGAGGAUCCUCUAGACGGAAGUGAAAGAUUCGAGAUAGAAAAUGAAACAAAAAUUGAAUGCGAAUCUGACAUAAGCGAUUAUUAGUGUUAAUGGACAAUAAACAUUUUUACACUAGCAAUUUUUCAAGCCAAGUGUAACUAUUUCCAGAUAUGACAGAUACUCGUAAUUAUUUUGAUUCAUAUCAAUAUACACGAAUAUUAUCAAUUUAAGCCAUACCAGGCUGUGAAUUGCUGUUGUUGUGACGUUACAAUUUAUAAUUGUUUGACAAGGACUGUGCGAUUUAAAUUCUUUAUGUACGCGACCAUAAUGAUCUCAAGCGUUUGGUGAUAGGUAAUAAUUAACUUCUAUUUUGGUACAAAUAUAUAGUUUUAUAAAGCA